GGUUAUUCUCUUCAAGUAGUACGACUCUACGACGAGUCAGGUCCUUGUUUAUCUAACGAUCAGCUGUGCGAUUGUCGGCAUGAGAGAAAGGAGAAUAUUUUUGUUGUUCUUCGCUUAAAACCCGAUAGAGUGAUUAGUCUGUUAAUUUACGAAAUAAAAAAACUUCAGAAGAAGGAUACUUAUUGUCAUUGUUUAGUGAAGCAAUUUAAAAGAUGAACAAGUACAUAGAUUUGGCGAAGGUGGGCACCAAUUACGCUAUGCGUAUGAAUCGGCUGAGUAAUCGAAUUUUCGGCGAAGUGGUCACACCCACUAAUCAGAAGUCGAUGAAGGUGGUAAAGCUCUUCAGCGAAAAACCAGUGAACAAACGACCCGAGAUCGUGCGAUAUUAUCCAAGAAUCUGGGCGACCGAAAGGAUGAUGACUCAUCUGCGUAAUUAUGGCCUCUAUAGGAACGAACAUAUGGAUUUCAAGGAGGAGUAUGAACGUCUGAGAGUUCUUCGAGGCAAGCCAAAGUGGGUACCGCGUAGAUUCAGGAACAAGGAUGAAAAACAGUCUUAGAUUCAAACAUCAAUUUUGUUAUAAAGUAUGUAUUUCACAUGUGAAUAAUAAAUUAAAGUCAACUACAAAUAACAUCUGCCUUAGAAGGAAAAUAUGCUAUUGGGAAAAACUCAAAUAUUUCGUUGAAGAAAUGACUUUAUGAUAGGCUAAAUUCAAACACGAUUUAAUAUUAAAUAUGUAUUCUAUAA
This is a messenger RNA of Odontomachus brunneus, 745 nucleotides long. It is a transcript of the gene mRpS33, whose product is annotated as 28S ribosomal protein S33, mitochondrial. Gene Ontology annotation, cellular component: mitochondrion. The record is from RefSeq and is a predicted model, not a curated record. Bases 213 to 557 code for a protein of 114 amino acids. NCBI's taxonomy places the organism in Eukaryota, Metazoa, Arthropoda, Insecta, Hymenoptera, Formicidae. The transcript is spliced from 2 exons.